This is a messenger RNA of Verruconis gallopava, 936 nucleotides long. RefSeq lists its product as uncharacterized. The record is from RefSeq and is a predicted model, not a curated record. The transcript is spliced from 2 exons. Lineage: Eukaryota; Fungi; Ascomycota; Dothideomycetes; Venturiales; Sympoventuriaceae. Bases 97 to 936 code for a protein of 279 amino acids.
AGAAGCCGUGAAGAUCAAUCCGAUAUAAGAUAUCGUUGGCGACAACGCUGCUCUACGUUUCUAGUAUGCAACGACCAUGACGGCAAAACCUUCAACAUGAAUUCCACCGAUCAAGCAGAGCCGGAAGGAGGCUUGCCGCCAGGGCCCCUUGAGCUGUCAGCCUUGGCUUUCACCGCAAUGGGGACACUAUGCUGUGUACAGAUGUUCGUCCUCAUUGGCAUCACCUUCCAACGUCGAUCCGGCCUUUACUUUUGGAGUCUUGUAGGCGCGACGUUUGCUCAGCUCCUCGUCUGUGUCUCGGUCCUAAUCCAAACCUGGAUCCUCGGCGAACAGCUUAAUGGCAUACCUCUGGCGCUUAGCACGCUCGGCUUCCUUUUUUUCCCACUUUUUGGAUACCUGAUCUUGUACUCACGGCUGCACCUCCUUCAAUGCAGUCAAUACAUUCUAUCUGUCGCCUCUGCCAUCAUCGCGCUCGAGUGGCUACUGGCUGAAUUGCCCAUGGCAAUUCUGGGCGUUAUCAAUACAGAGUACCCCGAAGCGCGCAAGCUUGCUCUGGCGUACAAGAUAUCUUGGGAGUUUGAGGAAGCGGUUUAUCCAGUCGUUGACUUGGUAUUAUGCUCGUGCUAUUUCGUUCAGGUGAAACGACUGUGGGGCGACAGCGGGAAGAAGACAAGGUCGCUACUAUGGAAAGUCGUCCUUGUCGUCACGAUUUCACUUCUUCUCGACUUGUCAUGGGUAGUCUUGCAGAAUACGACUGACCCAAACUGGUCAGGUGCUCUUGAGUGUUUCCUAAUGGCCUUGAAACUGCAUAUAGAGAUUUACAUAUUGAAUAUGUUGACCAACAUAGCGAAGGCUCAGAUGGCUGAUAUGCAGAGCAAGUUUUCGCUGUCGCUGGAAUUCUGCACGUCUCAUCCAUUAGUGCAGGCAAAGUCAUGA